This is a messenger RNA of Scophthalmus maximus (turbot), 3796 nucleotides long. RefSeq lists its product as uncharacterized. Bases 25 to 3132 code for a protein of 1035 amino acids. The record is from RefSeq and is a predicted model, not a curated record. NCBI's taxonomy places the organism in Eukaryota, Metazoa, Chordata, Actinopteri, Pleuronectiformes, Scophthalmidae. The transcript is spliced from 21 exons.
CACAGACAGAGUCACGGACCCGUAAUGGACGCUGCGGUUCCUACGUACGAUGCUAACUCGACGAGCAGCACCAGCAGGAAGCAGAGGCCCAGAGUCACCCCGGCCGACCCGAUGCAUCACAAUGCAGACCUGGAGACACUUAAUGCCAGAGGACCUGCUGUGGAGCAGGAUCUGUCCCUGACCAGCGCCCCCUGUCCCACAGACAGCGGAGGCACCAUCCUACUGCAGCUGCUGCAAUUUAAAACCCAUCUACUCGAGGCGGUGGAGGAGCUGCAUAUUCGGAAGGAUGCAGAGACGCACUUUGAGGAUCAGAUCAGUAAACUGGCGUUGGACAAACAGGAGCUGGAGUGGGAGAAGGAAUCCCUACAGCAUCAAAUCCAAACAGUCGUGCACCAGCACACUGAGUCACUCACCAAUGUUAGGAAGCAGUUUCAGGCCAAAAUCAGAAUCACUGAGGAGGAGAAGGGGAAAUACCAGGUCAGUGCCGAGUUAAAGGACAAGGAGAUUAACAACUUGAAAGAAGAACUGAGGUCGCUACAGUUGCUGAAGUACAACUUGGAGAAGAAAUCAAAGGAGCUGGUGAGGAAGGAUCUUCCACUCGAACACAAACCGUUGACAAGAGGAUCGGAACAGAAACUGUCGCUGCAGAGCAGGUUGAAGGACAGCCACCUGAACCAGCUGGGGGAGGUGGAGAAACGAUUCGGUGCUCUGUCCAGGCAGUGUGCCAUGGUCAGGCAGGCCCACGAGAAACUAGAGCAAAAUGUGGAUGAAGCCAUGAGAAUCAAUAAGAAACUGACUUCUGCAAAUGAAAAACACGAAGCAACCAUUGUGUCACUGAGGAAGGAGUUGGCGGAAGCGAACAACAAGCUGAUCAAAGCCAAGACGACGUCGGUCAGACGCGACGCGAGCCACGUUCACACGGGCAAAGAGCAGCACAUAGAGAAACUGCAGCAGAAACUGAGCAUGGAAACUGAAAUGAACAAGAAACUCGGGGAGGAGAAUGUCGCUGUAAGAGCAGAGAAGCAGGAGGUGAUGAGGUCACUGCAGCAGAACCAGCAGCUGCUGCUGAGUCAGACGCAGACGGUGAACCGAGUAGAGCGGGAGCUGCAGACGCAACGAGAGCAGAACCAGGUCGCCCUUAAGCAGGAACACGAAGCGAUGCGAGACAAAAGCAAGGCGGCGGAGGAUAAGGCGGCCCGGCUGAUGGAGAGCUGCGCCGCCGCCGAGACGAGCUGGGACAAAGAGAAGAAAAUGCUCCUGGAUCGUAUAGAGACGGAGCAGCGAGAACUUCAGGCAGCGAAAGACGCUCAUGACGAGCUUCAUCAGAAACAUGCUGAACUGUCCUCACAGGCCGUAGUGCAGGCGCAGCACAUGUUUGAAUUAGAGACGAGAACCAGCCGUCAGAGCCGCCUCCGUGUUUCAACCCAGCUCUUCCCUCCUGACGAACCCACCUCCAGCUCUGAGCUGCCGCAGCACUCGGCCUCCUCUCAGGCCCAAAACCCAGACCGUCCUGACGACACAGGAGCAACUGGAGGAGAAGAAGCCUCCAACCACCAUCUGCAGUCUGAAUUAAAACAGCCCAGUAAUUCUGGAACAACAGGCACUGGCACCAAUAUAUUGAACGAGUGCAUAAAGAAUCCUUUUGUAGUUUCAGAUUCAAUUCGUACGGCCUCCUCUGUGUCUGAUGAUAAUUUCCCGAUAAGCAAAGGGAGCUGUGUGAGCGGCACUGAAGAAAAGAACGUAGUCGAUGAAGAAGAAGGGAACACGGGGAUGAGUGAGGAAAAACAUGGAGGGGAGGAUGAUGAUGAGGGACAAGAAAGGAACAACAGAAAAGAGGAGGAGGGGAACGCAGAGGAGCUCUGGAACGGAGGAGAAGACGCGAAAGAGGGAGGAAGAGCUGGAGAGAAGGGAGGAACGCCGACGAACCCAACAACGGGUUCGGCAGUCGGUCGAGAGGACACUCGGGGGUCGGCAGAGGACACCAGGAACCCCCAAACUGAAACGAGAGAUAGAGCCGAGGGACGAGGGACAGACGGAGCAGAAACACAGAUACCGGCCCAGACGACCACUGAUUACACGGCGGAGAGGAGCAACACACUUCAGGUCGUUGACUUCGCGGACACUGAGCCACUGCUGGUCGUCUGCGAGCAGGACGCCGACUCCCGCCAUGAGGACGAAGGACAGUUGCUCCGCAGCUUCGGUUCUGACGAUGUGCUGCGUGUCGAUCACAAGCCUAAAUCUGCCACUCAAGUACAGAACCAAGUACAUGAAACGUGUCGUAUUCAAGCGAGUGAAGAAUCAGUGAGAACAUCGGUCGAAAAACCACAGAGUCAGGAGAUGUCCGAGCUUCAGUCUCUGACGACUGAGGAAGACGAUGCUGAUUCUAGUGCGAAGGGCAAGUGUCAAGUGUCAAAUGUGGACACAAAACAUGAAAACUGUGACGGUGAGAGUGUCUGUGUGGACGUCACGAUGGACUCUGGAUGUGAGGAGACGUCUGGCAGUUGUCAGGACCAAAUGAAAAAUGACAAAACAGACGACGCAGGAGAUCCAGAGACCAACAACAGGGAGACUGACGUGAACGUGUCCGUCGCUGCAACUGUAUCCAGGUCCUCAGUCCUGCAUCAGUUUGUUCAGGGAUCCGAGUCAAACACGAGUGUUUCCUGUGGACGCCUCCGAAUUCCUCCAAGCAGAAAACCCACGUUCCCCAAAAGCAAACCCUGCAAAGUCCCCUUGGUGAUCACCAAGACGUCGGCUCUGCUCAAUCCCUCCGGCGUCUCCCGGACGCUGGGAGAGUGGAACGCUUCGGGAGACACGGUCAGUUACAGAACCCGUGGUGAAGUAAGAAUCCACUCAGGACAAUGUUCAUAUCCAGAGCGGAGAGCUUCUCUGUCCAUCACUUCUUUUCCGGUCCCUGUCUCCUUCAGCACAGUCAGUGGACUGUCAUGGCCGACCACUCCAGGCAGAGCUCCCACCUCUGGUGCAGGUCCAGUGUCUCACUCUGACUCGGAACCGUCCUGCUCUCAGGAGAGAGAAGAGCAGCAGGCGUCGUUCAGAGCUCAGAUCUCCAAGAUCGAGGAGUUCCUCAACACGGAGCGACUCCGUCUGCCCAAACGACGAAGAACUGACAACUGAACCGACAAAACUCCAAAAGUUGCUCAUCAUUAUCAAUGAGACCCCAUGCUCAAAGCGUGAUCGUCUUGGAAUUCUGAUGAUUGUUUUCUGGCUUCUAAGUUCUGAACGAUGUUUCUUUAAUGAUAAAAAAAAAGAAGAACAAAAACCUGCAGAAACAGAACUGAAGACAUUGUUGGUGAGUCGGAUGUCUGCGUAUAUACAUCAGGAAACGACGGAGGAGAGUUUGUAGAUGACACGCUCGACACAUCUUGACCCCAGACAUACAGAUUCAAACAGAGUCAUUACAGGUAAGACACCGUCAACUACUUGUCUGUACGUGUGAAAGAAGUUUCAGUUCAGAAGUUUCCGUCUGUAGACACAAAUGAAAAACUAGUUGUAGUAUAGCAGGUUUAGAUGUUCUCAAAGAUUUGACUUUGACUUUAUAUAUGAAUUCCUCUUUCCUUUCAGCUAUAUAGCUGCAUAGAUUAUUAGCCUAUUUAAUGCCCGUUGGCAUUACUGUUUAUAAAUAAUUUUGUUCAGGACAUUUUGUGUAUUUGUUAAUGAGCAGGGAACGAGGUUAUUUUUUUAUUCCCCUGGAUGUUAAUAUAUAUUAACAUACAGUGAAUGUUUAACAUACAGUGUACAGUGGAUUAUCCUAUAUAGAAAAAAUAAAACGUGUAGUUUA